CGGAAGCUGCGCAUGCGUCAGAAGUCAACAACAAUGGCGUCCUCCAUUGCUGCGCACAGGUUACAUAUGAGUGGAAAGAGCAACCUCGUGAAAUAUCUCCGAAAGGUGGACAGUUUUUUUCACAGAGGUGUCGGAACUACAGCUGUUCCAGCCCAUGCCGACAUACCAACAAAGGACGAAACCACAGGUGAAAAGGAUGGACGUCUGUCUUUUUACGCUGUCCAAGUCCAAAGACAAGAGCAGGCAGAAAGAUCCGUUCUCAUCAACUGCCCACACAAAACCAGCGAGAAAAAGAUCCUCAAAUUUUUAUCAUCGCAUGGUGAUAUUAACAAGUGCUUCACUUAUGAAAGCUAUGGCAUGCAUGCAGUGGUUGAGUUUGCUUCACAAGACAGCGUGUCGUCGUUACUCGAUGGGGCCGGCAUCCCCAGCAACAACCAUGAAUCUAUGGUUCCUUAUAAAUCAAGACUAAUGACACUGCGAGGUCUAACGGAAGUAACCAACCAGCAGUCCAGUAAACUGAGCCACCCCCAAACCACCAUUCCCAUUAAUGAGUUGAUUCAGAGACUUUCUCAAGAGGAGAGUAUAGACCAACAAAUAAUCUCCUUGACAGAAGCUUACCAGCUAACUGAGGAAAACAGCCGACUGCGUUUCCUCGUCUGCUCUCUGCUCAAAGACAUUGCCGCUGCUUAUUUUCCAGAAUGCUCCAUUAAACCAUUUGGAUCUUCAGUGAAUGGCUUUGGAAAGCUGGGCUGUGAUUUGGACAUGUUUCUGGACCUGGACGGCAUCAGUGGAAGGAAUUUAAAGAUGCCAAAAUCUGGUUUGACCUUGGAGUACCAGAUGAAGCGGGCCACUUCAGAGCGUGGUGUCACACAGAGCAUCCUGACUGUCAUUGGUGAAUGUGUGGACCAAUUUGGGCCUGGCUGCGUUGGUGUGCAGAAGAUCCUGAACGCCCGAUGCCCCCUCGUCCGUUUUGCCCACCAGCCGUCUGGUUUUCAGUGUGACCUCACAGCCAACAACAGGGUGGCGAUGAAGAUCUCAGAGCUUCUUUACCUUUAUGGCCAACUGGAUCCAAGGGUGCGGCACCUGGUGUUCACCGUGCGAUGUUGGGCCCGAGCACACGGAGUGACCAGCAGCAUCCCCGGGGCCUGGAUCACCAACUUCUCUCUCACCGUCAUGGUGCUGUUCUUCCUGCAGGGGAGACGGCCCUCUAUCAUCCCCACUCUGGACCACCUACGAGACCUUGCAGGUACCAAACAGCAACAGCUGUCCAAGAACUCCAGCUUCACGAUGAUCUGAACAGAA
Molecule: messenger RNA, 1302 nt
Organism: Hippocampus comes (tiger tail seahorse)
Lineage: Eukaryota; Metazoa; Chordata; Actinopteri; Syngnathiformes; Syngnathidae
Product: poly(A) RNA polymerase, mitochondrial-like
Exons: 6
Coding region: 13-1296 (427 amino acids)
Biological process (GO): RNA 3'-end processing
Cellular component (GO): mitochondrion
Molecular function (GO): poly(A) RNA polymerase activity
Source: RefSeq, a predicted model, not a curated record